Messenger RNA from Durio zibethinus, 2448 nucleotides. RefSeq lists its product as uncharacterized. The record is from RefSeq and is a predicted model, not a curated record. NCBI's taxonomy places the organism in Eukaryota, Viridiplantae, Streptophyta, Magnoliopsida, Malvales, Malvaceae.
AUCAUCAAAUGACAUCUUUAACCAGUUUUAGGCUUAGCAGCUUUGAUAUUAAAGAAAAUAUGUGCCACUUCUAAAUGUCGUCUUCACUGAAUUUUCCUAUUCUUUUCCCUUAAUCAAUAGUGAUUGUAGCCUCUUUUUUGUUUUUUUUUUUUCUUUUGUCCCUCUUAAUCCAUUAAAUUAACAAGCCAGUAGUAUUGAUUGCGACGAAAAAUAAAAUGCUUGACAAGUGGAUGAAAGAAGGAAAAAAAUAUUGAAAUAGCCUUGAGUGGGGUAAGUUCGUAACUCCAAACGUCGAAGUGGGUGUGCAUUUGCACACUUUCUGUAGGUCUCAGUAACUCGAUUAAUAAAAGCAGAGCAAAGCAAAACCCCAAAAGAUAAACCCGCAUAAAUAAUACCUCCCUUUCGAAAACAAAAAUCCUCCAUCGCCCCGCUCCUUCUCCCCCCAAGACCGUUCUCCUCCUCCACCACCUCCCCGGUGGUGCUCUCUCCUAGCUCUUAUCAUCCACCACUACCAACGUCAACUAAAACCCCCCAAAUGGCGGCAGUCGCUGCAGCAAGUGUUUUCUCCGACGCAGCAACUAGUACUUCUUCUGACGGCCCCGUCCUUAGCCUCAUCAACAAACGCCUCCGUGCCCUACGCAAGAAAUACAACCGUAUCCUACUUAUGGAAGAAUCCGUCUCCCAAGGCAAACCCUUAAACAAAGAACAAGAAGAAGUCCUCCGUUCCAAGCCUGCUGUCUCUGCCCUUAUCGAUGAACUCGAGAAGCUACGCCAGCCUCUCUCUUUAGCCGUCUCCGAAGAAAUCUCACUAGCAUUACAGCGUCAAACCAUUUCACGGGAAGAAACAACCUCAGAAGCCCAACGAGACAAGACUGAAGUCCAAGAACAACAGCCCAAUGACCCAGAUCAUGCUGUUGAGGAUCUACUCAAUCUGCUCUAUUUUGGGUCCUUGUUCGAUGUCAAGUCUCAAAAUGGUUUCACUUCGGCCAUGUUGACUGGGACUCAUGAGAGGAGUUGUUGCUUGACUUACGAUUACGUGACCGAUGACGCUACCGAUCUGCUUAGCGAGAAAGAUUUGGAUUUGAUUUCGAUGCUGAGUGGACUGUUGACUUCACGACCUGCUGAUUCCAGUUUGUCUCACAAGAACGCUUUACACCGCUGCAUCCACCAUGCUAAGCUUUGGCUUUCUAACUCUGACGAGCCCAUUGACCCCAAUGUCGACGUUUCCUAUUCUGGGUUGAGAGAGAGGCUUAACAAGAUUAUGGCUUUGGAUUAUUUUACAACCUCUCCGGAGAUGAAGGCUCCCGUUGAAGUGGCGGCUGCUGCUGCUGCUGCUGCUGGGACUUAUACCUCUUUUCAGGUUACAGUGCACGGUGUGCCCAUUUCUAUUCCUGUUCAGGUGGAAGAUUCAGUCGGGCAGUACCGGCAGAAGGAAGAAGAGUCAUCAAAUUAUCAAGAACCAGAGACUGGUGACAAUCAAUUUAGUGCCACAGAGGAAUUUCACAAGGAGACUUGUGGUCUGCAGGAUGAGCUGGAGAUAGACAAUCAAGUGGAGGAUAUUACAAUUCAACAAGAACAUGGCAAACUACAGGAAGAUUUGGAGCAUAAUCAGAAAGAUAUAGAACCCAAUGAGCAACAGUAUGUUCCACGAAGGCCCUAUCAGAACCAAAGAGGUGGUCGUGGUACUGGGGGUGGCUCUAGGGGUUACUCCAAUGGUCGUGGAGGUCGAGGCAGUGGAAGGGGAGGCGGAGCCUACCAGAAUGGUCGUAGCCAGUAUUAUGAUCAGCCUGGCAACUAUUAUUCUAGGAACUACUACAACAGGGGAAGAGGUAGCAGAGGCAGUGGCCAUGCUUACAACAAUCAUGGCUCAGCAGUUAAGGGUGGUAAUGCCUCAGCUGAUGUUGGUGUGGCCUCAUGACAGCUUUGCUUGGUGUCUACACGGUCUCUUUUUAGAGGUGGGUGGUGAAAAUGUACUUUUAAGCUCUGCAUGAAAAAUGAUUAGAAUGUGGGUUGAUGUUGAUAUCGUACCAUCCAGGGCACCCAAUUUAACUUUUUUUUUUUUUUUUUGUAGUUCAGUUAAUUAAGGACUUUUAUUGGAAUCAUUGAAAAACAGAGUCUGUAUUUUGGUUUAACAUGCAAUUUUUGUGGCCAUAUACGCGAUCCAUCGACCAUGGUUGGUUGAUUUAAUCAAAAGUGGCUAUCGUGUUUAAUUAUCGUCUAUCUUGUCAUGGUGGGUGCUAAUCUAUCUCAUUUUACCGAUAUUUCGUGAGGAAUCUUGGGAUUAUGAAAUCAGAUGCUUCCUCCCUGGAUUCGUCAAUUAAUCAGUUGGAUGCCGCCGUGGCUCUAUGUUUGUAAUGUCAUUUUCCAAUGCUCAUGCCCAGUUAAUAUUCCGCUGAUGUAACAUGUUUCCAGCUAAAAGCCAUUACGUUAGAACAAAAGUGAAAAUGC